AUGGAUUCUUUAAUAAAGGAACAUAAAAAUAAUAAUUCAAUAUCAAAAUAUAGCAGCGAAAUUAAAUCAGAAGAUGGUGCUUUGGUGCUACUUACAUCUGGAUCUACUGGCAAACCAAAAGCAGCCUUAGAUUCUGAACUAGCAAUCGUAAAUAACACCUAUUUCAGUGGAAUAAGGAAUGAAUUCAAUCUUGGGCAUCAAAUCGUUUGUAUUCAGGCCCCAUUAUUCCACGCAUUAGGAUCCAUAGUAACGUUGCUGUCCUGUCUACAACAUGGAGCGACGGUCAUACUCGCUUCUCCAGCAUACAGCCCGUCAGCUAGUUUACAUGCAAUUUGUGCUGAAAAGUGCACUGCUAUAACAGGAACUCCAACGAUGUACGUGGAUAUUUUGUCGAUAAUGAAGGGCAAGGGCGAUUUACCUAUAAACUUAAAUAUGGCACUAGCAGCUGGAGCACCAUGCAGUCCCGAACUAAUUCAUCGAAUAAAAGACCAAUUAAAAUGUAAAUCAGUUAGAGCUCUUUAUGGAUUAACUGAAACCACUGCUUGUGUAUUUCAAUCAUUGGCUACUGAUGACGUGAAUACGGUUUCCCAAACUGUUGGAUAUAUAACUGACCAUGUGGAACUUAAGGUGGUAGAUAGUAAUAAUAAUAUUGUUCCGUUUGGAUGCUCAGGAGAAUUGAUGGUUAAAGGGUACAAUAACAUGAUUUGCUAUUUGGAUGAUCCGGAGAAAACUAAAGAGACGAUAGCAGAAGAUGGUUGGCUUCAUACUGGUGAUAUAUUCACAAUAAAUCCAGAUGGUUACGGAAAAAUAGUUGGCCGUGCAAAAGAUAUAAUUGUUAGAGGUGGAGAAAAUAUUGCUCCCAAAGAAAUUGAAGACUGUUUGAACACGCAUCCAGACGUCAUAGAGAGUCAGGUGAUCGGUGUUUCGGACGAAAGACUUGGAGAAGAACUUUGUGCCGUAGUCAGAAUCCGAGAGAAUGCAACAUUUACAUCUAAUGAUUUAAAGAAACACUUUAUGGGAAAACUAGCUACGUUUAAAAUUCCUAAAAUACUUAAAAUUACUCAAGAAUUUCCGAAAACAACGUCUGGGAAAAUACAAAAGUAUAGAUUAAAAGAAUUAGUAGAAUCUGGAAAAAUUUAA
Messenger RNA from Danaus chrysippus (African queen), 1140 nucleotides. The record is from the annotation of a GenBank genome assembly. Lineage: Eukaryota; Metazoa; Arthropoda; Insecta; Lepidoptera; Nymphalidae.